This is a messenger RNA of Lichtheimia ornata, 2736 nucleotides long. RefSeq lists its product as uncharacterized. Gene Ontology annotation, biological process: Ras protein signal transduction; positive regulation of GTPase activity. Gene Ontology annotation, molecular function: guanyl-nucleotide exchange factor activity. The coding region runs from base 1 to 2736 and encodes 911 amino acids. Gene Ontology annotation, cellular component: plasma membrane. The record is from RefSeq and is a predicted model, not a curated record. Lineage: Eukaryota; Fungi; Mucoromycota; Mucoromycetes; Mucorales; Lichtheimiaceae. The transcript is spliced from 4 exons.
AUGGAGCAAUCACGGCAUAUUUUCACAGAAGCCUCUCAACUUUUGGACGAUGGGCUUGUCAAGGAUGCGUACAUGAGGUUUUUAUCAGCAGUGGAAGUAUCUACAAAGCAAUUACAUGGAGUCAAGUUUGUUCAUCAUACUGUUGUAUCCAAGCCUGUCGAAUAUGAAGUGGCAUUGCACAUCAUCCGAUCUUCUCUUGAAGAGAUAGAAAACAUUGCUAUUCAACGAUCCUUGUCAACAUCAUCACGAUCCGGUCCUCCACCUCCACCACCUCCACCUCAUCCACCGAUACAUCAACAUGCUCAACAACAACAAAAGCAACAACAUCCACAAUCACAACAACAGCAUCCACCUCCACUUCCACCUAAACCACCGAGGAUGACAAAGCCAGCUAUCCCACCAAGGCCAUCAAUGACUCAACAAUCAGUGACAACUCGACAACAACACAACAACAACAAUGCAAAUCGAUCACGUGGGAACUCUGUAAGCUUUGCUGAACAAACCAGUGAUCAUGAAAUAUCCGAUGAUGGCCAUCGAUUUGAAGAUGAUGAUGACGAUGAUGAUGAUGACGACGACGACGAUGAUGAUAUGGUGGACUUUGACAAUGCAGCAUCAUCCAAUGACAAGCAUGACAAUGACAGUAGCAACAAUGGCAAUUUAUUGACACGACCGCAUACUGUGGCAGAUACCUACUCUUACAUGCCUAUGGCUGAUACCCGCCCUCGAUCCUUGACAGCUUCUGCUCAUCCUACGCCUUCUUCUUCCACCACUGACAACAUCAACAACAACAACACAAGGACGAUGAUGAUGACUUCUGAGCCUAUUCGAAUUACACCUGUGGAUGUAUUGAGUGGAUCAGUGAUUGAUGCGUCCAUGUUGGUACCUGCUCAAACGCAUACAGGAGACAGCUUAGCACCACCUACAGCACCUUCUUCAUCGAGUGAAACCUUGUAUGUACCCAACAUUCCUGUACCACCGUUGUUGACCACCCAUCGACGACUCCAAUCGCAAUUGGAUGAAUUGGAAGCCUCCUUGAAUGAAUGCAAAGCACGCCGGCGUGCUCAAAACACAGGGGUUGCCAAGGACAUGUGGACCAGCAGUAGUCAAGAAUUGGAUGAUCGCAUCUUGCAACAGACAGCAGCGGUUGCCGAGACACGUGAAACAUUGAAUCGAGUACGGACCUUGUAUAUGAGCGCUGCGACUGUACCAAAUGUGAUGCAAUUCCCUCCUCAUUUGGUUGCCUAUCAAUUGACAUUGAUUGAAUGUGCCUUAUUCCGUGCUAUUCCACCCGAUGCUCUACUCACGCAUUCGACACGUACGCCUCAUCCCAAAGUGGUGGCUUCGACUGAUUUCUUCAAUUACAUCACGCGUGCUAUUGAACAUUCGAUCCUUCUUCCUCAAGAAGCAGCACGGCGUGCCGAAUUGGUGAAUCGAUGGAUCAAGAUCGCUUCGAAAUGUUUGGCAUUGAACAAUUAUCAAACGUUGAAAGCCAUUGUGUCGGCUUUGGGAACACCACCGGUGCAAAGGUUAAGGAGGACUUGGGAUUGUAUUCCUAAAAAGAGAAUGGGUCGAUUGGAUCUCUUGAAUUCGCUCAUGUCUGAAACCGACAACUAUGGCCAAUAUCGUGAACAUAUGGGAUUGAAUGAAAAGAGCAGUAAUCGAGCAGGCGCUGUACGUCGACGUUGGUGGAACAAACCCGUGGUGCCUUUCCUCGGUGUCUUCAUUCAUGAUAUGACCUAUCUCUUGACAGCUGCCAAGCAUGAAGAUCCACGUGUUCAAGACAUCAUUGCAUUGAUUCAUCAUUUUCAACGUGUUCCUGCUUAUCCACAACAUCCACCUUCAUCUUACGUCAAGAAAUCAGGUGCAUCUCGAAAACACGCCUUUCGUCCCUCUGCCAUCACACACGCCUUGCAUCGAAGUACAUCAUCCAAAGGCAGCAAUAAUGCAAAUGCAGGAGCAACCGGUACCACUGGUAUUUCAGCAAGUAGUUUGUUUGAUAUGGAUGCUUCGAAUGAUCCCAGCAUUGAGAUCAAGGUGGAACAACAACUCAUUACGCAAUAUUUAUUGAUGAGGCCUUGGGUUCAUGAAAAGAUCAUUGAUGAAUUGAGUGUGUUGCGUGAACCACCCAAGCAACGUACCAUUGGUGGCUAUGGUCGAUCUCUCAGUAGUGGAGGCACCACCUAUAACAACAACAAUACCAACAACAACAAUAUCAACGCAAGUGCUGGUGCUACACCAUCCUCCAUGAUAAGCACCACAGGGACAUCCUCGUAUGCUAGUUCGAUACUCAGCAAUGCAAGUUCUCUUGUUCGACUUGGCAGCAGCUAUAGCACGAAUACAACAGCAAGUAGCUUUACCAGUUGGGAAGGAGAGGAUGUGGAUACCAGUGGGAAUAAGCAACGGCUAGGCGGGUUCUGGCCAUUCCGCAAGAGCUCAGAAAUGGUACGCCCUCAUCCUACCAUGAUGCAAUCGGAUGUUUGUGUCGGUGCUACAGGAACUCAUAACACGAAUCCAUGGACAACGGAUGGUGAAGAGGAUGAUGAUGAAGGAGGCCAUGAUGAAGAUGAACAAGAUGAAUCAUCAUCAUCAUCAAGAAGAAGACCUUCAGCACGUGCAAUUGCAAGACGAAGGAGAUCAGGUGGAAAAACACUAUCAGGUCAUGUACGAAGCAUUUCUUUACCAUCAGCUAGACCAGAAAGUAUCACGGGUGAAGACUAUCAUGGCAAACGACCUUAA